Messenger RNA from Cygnus olor (mute swan), 1829 nucleotides. It is a transcript of the gene CAPZA1, whose product is annotated as capping actin protein of muscle Z-line subunit alpha 1. Bases 107 to 967 code for a protein of 286 amino acids. The record is from RefSeq and is a predicted model, not a curated record. The transcript is spliced from 10 exons. Gene Ontology annotation, biological process: actin cytoskeleton organization; barbed-end actin filament capping. Gene Ontology annotation, molecular function: actin filament binding. Gene Ontology annotation, cellular component: F-actin capping protein complex; actin cortical patch. Lineage: Eukaryota; Metazoa; Chordata; Aves; Anseriformes; Anatidae.
CGUCUGCCCGCAGCCAAGAUGGCGCCGGCCGCGUUUCCUGCCCGGCGCCCAGCCGCAGCGCCCGGCAUGCUCCGCGCGGCGCCGGGCCGGGCCCAGAGGUGCCGAGAUGGCGGACCUGGAGGAGCGGGUGUCGGACGACGAGAAGGUGCGUAUAGCUGCAAAAUUCAUCACUCAUGCACCCCCUGGAGAAUUCAAUGAAGUAUUCAAUGAUGUCCGGUUAUUGCUCAACAAUGACAAUCUUCUCAGGGAAGGAGCAGCACAUGCAUUUGCACAGUACAACAUGGAUCAGUUCACUCCUGUGAAGAUAGAAGGGUAUGAUGACCAGGUGUUAAUCACAGAACAUGGUGAUCUGGGCAACGGCAGAUUUUUAGACCCAAGAAACAAAAUCUCUUUUAAGUUUGAUCAUUUAAGGAAAGAAGCAAGUGAUCCCCAGCCUGAGGACACAGAAUCAGCUUUAAAACAAUGGAGAGAUGCCUGCGACAGUGCAUUGAGAGCUUAUGUGAAAGAUCAUUACCCAAAUGGCUUCUGUACUGUUUAUGGUAAAUCUAUAGAUGGACAGCAGACAAUUAUUGCCUGUAUUGAGAGCCACCAGUUCCAGCCCAAAAAUUUCUGGAAUGGUCGUUGGAGAUCAGAAUGGAAGUUUACCAUCACCCCACCAACAGCUCAGGUGGCUGCAGUGCUCAAGAUCCAGGUUCAUUAUUAUGAAGAUGGUAAUGUUCAACUGGUUAGUCAUAAAGAUAUCCAGGACUCUGUACAGGUUUCAAGUGAUGUCCAGACAGCUAAGGAAUUUAUUAAGAUAAUAGAAAACGCAGAAAACGAGUAUCAGACAGCAAUCAGCGAGAACUACCAGACUAUGUCAGACACCACUUUCAAAGCCUUACGCCGGCAGCUACCUGUCACCCGCACCAAGAUAGACUGGAACAAAAUCCUCAGCUACAAGAUUGGCAAAGAAAUGCAGAAUGCUUAAUGUGGAAAUAAGGAGAUUUAUGAAACGUUUGUGUGCAAAAAACAAAUGUGGUCCUAUGCCAAGUAGAUGGUUCCUAAACCAGUGCAGGAUUUUUCUAGGGCUUUCAAAGUUAACAGGUUUUCUAGCCUCAGAGAAAACUGUGGAACAAAUAGCGUUGUCUUUGUGUUUUGUGUUUCCUGCCGCAUAAACUUCCUGUUGUGACUGCAUAUACUGAUAGGUUGUUUUAAUUAAACCACAUUCAUGGUUCAGAAGUAUAGCUGUUUUCAAUCACUAAUUGUACUGGUUGGAAAACUUCCUAGCUGGAAAAGCCCUACUAUAAAUACAGCUGAGGGUGCAGAGCAUUUCCUUCACCUGUAUACAGCACUCCAGGUACUCCAGUAACUUUGUCAAAUCUGCCAACAGCUCAAGGCGCUAUGCUGCAAGAUAUAGUAAUGCAAGAGACAGUAAGUGCUCCUAUGUAUCCUUACUACUGACCUCCACAAAGCAAAAAGCCUGUAGGCUUAGAUUUUACUAUACAAAAUGAGUUUACAAAAUCCAUUACAGAAAUCCCUACAAAGCCAGCUCUUCCAGGGUCUCUUUUUAAUCUGAAGAUUUGAGCCACGUUCUCUGAAAGUGAACGUUUUUGCUCUUCUUUCCCUCAUGUAUGUACGGUUAUCGGACGUCUGCAUUUUUACAGGCUGCAAGCAUCUGUGUUGGAUCACUGCUGAUCCAUGUAGACUGGAUGAAGAUUAAAAUGCAAAUGUCUACAGAAUAAUAGGUGUGUUGCGCUUUAAUGCUUUGUGGCAGGUUCAUAGAAUUUGUAUCACAGGUGUAUGGAUGGAUAGUGUACAAAAUAAAUAAACUUGCACCAAAGUGAGAGAAA